AUGUCCUGUCCUAUAUCAGAGAUCAUCCAGAAAGAUUUUUUUCAAGAAGCAAAAACUCUCAUUGCUGAACAUUAUCAAAGAAUAAAUGAGAAUAAAAUUCGAGGUCCUUCUAUAAAUAUUUUUAGAAACAAACAUCAAAACCUGAAAUCCAGCAAAUACAUACCUUUAAAGAUUAAAAAAACGGAGUCAUUUGAUGUGGUCCAAGAACACCGGACAGUACUGAGAAGUAUUGGUUUCUCCAAGGAGCUUUCCAAAAGUGAAACUUUAGAGGAGCCCUCCAUACCACAAACUUCUUCCCAGGAGCCACAUGUCUCUAAAAUGAAAGAAAAAUACAAGUGUAUAGAUCUUUUUACAAAAGAACCAGUUAAACUGCAUAAAAUAAUGAUUGAUAUUGAACCCGUGAGUAAAAAAAUGGAGAAAGAAAAGCAACAGCAACCCGGGAAGUCCAGAAUGGUGGAUUCUUUAGAAGCCUUUCCCAUUCUUCCUGGUUUGUCAAUACCACCCAAGAUCUCCUCUUCCACAGGACUUGAGAAAGAUCCUGCAUUGCUCAAGGGUUCUGGCCUCUCCGCAUCCUCACAAACACUUGUUGAAUCUUCCUGUGUUUUAUAUCCUAAUGUGUGUGAAGUACUAAGUCUUCCUGAUCGGAGUUUAUCAGUUCAGAACACAGGUAAUGGGAAAGCUGAGAAUAGUGAAACCUGCAUUGUUAAAAGAAUGCUACUCAUUAUGAAAAGUUUUAAAACUUCUGUGAAAAUAGAGCAAAAACCUAUCAUUCCAGAACCAAAGCCAGGACCCAGGGUAAAAGUUGUUGUUAAAAAAAGUGAUAAAUUGGAAAAUAAAGUUAAAAGAAUUGGACCACACAUAGAAAUCUUCCAGGUAUUCCAAGUAAAAAGCAAACUCUUCAUUACCAAAAACAUCAUUGACAUGGUCACCCUCAUGCAGGCUCAUGUCAGGGGGUGGCUUGAACGCAAGAGAUUUCAAAGACUAAUGUCCAAGGCUUUGUAUCAUGGACCAAAUUUGAAAGAAGUUAUUAACAUGUAUCGGGGAUUAAUCCACCGUGUAAGGUGUCGACUUGGUCUCCGGAGGACAAGACAAAUUAUAAACUUUUCAGAGCUAGAGGAAUGGAUGGACAGAAAAAAAUACUAUGAAACAAAGUUUGCCAAGAGAGAAGAUUGGCAGGGAUUAGAAAGAAGUGAUCUCCUUAAGUACUUUAGAGACUGUGGCCAUUACCCAACCCAGAAGCAGGUUGAUGAGUAUUGGGACUUGUUCAACAAAGAUAAGUCACUAACACAUCCUGAAGUGAUCAAAAGGACCCAGGCAAUUGAACUGUUAUUUAUGCUCUAUCCUCCGAAAGGUGCCCAUGUGGGCAACAAAGGCAGACUAAAGUCAACCUGGCUGAGACCCAUAGUAAAUGGAGAAGAAGGCUAUAAAUAUAUAGUGAAUCGACAUCCAAUACUCAGAAGAACUAACAUCCAGAUUGUUGGAAAAUUGGUGGCCAGAUCGAUAAGAGAAAGGAAAAUGAGAGCAUAUUUUAAAUCACGAGAAGUUUAA
Marmota flaviventris (yellow-bellied marmot) is the source of this 1548-nucleotide messenger RNA. NCBI's taxonomy places the organism in Eukaryota, Metazoa, Chordata, Mammalia, Rodentia, Sciuridae. The record is from RefSeq and is a predicted model, not a curated record.